Molecule: messenger RNA, 1716 nt
Organism: Castor canadensis (American beaver)
Lineage: Eukaryota; Metazoa; Chordata; Mammalia; Rodentia; Castoridae
Gene: Krcc1
Product: lysine rich coiled-coil 1
Source: RefSeq, a predicted model, not a curated record
GGUGGCAGCGGUGUUCCUGCCUCUCCGCCACCUCCACCGCAGCCUAUCCCCCGGCCGGCGGCGUUGGCGGGGAGGGGGACAGUAGUUGUAGACGCCCGCCCCUGCCUCAGAGAAGAGAUAACCACAUUCAAUGAAUAAAUACAGCUUUUUAUACAAGGCAUCUGUGGAGUAAUGCUACAGUUUGAGUAGUGAAAGACUUCACAUUAUGAGGUGAAUGGGAGUAGAGUAUUGGACAAAAAAAAUAAAUGUUGUAAUCUCUGCAUCAUGGUGUCUUAGCUUCCUGGUUGUUGCACAAGCUCACUAUUUGCAGAUGGUUCAUAUAGAGAAACUAAAGCAAUUAAUGGGUGAAUAUGAUCAGAUUUCUCCACCAAGUCCUUGGCCUGAUAAGGAGAAUCCCUUUUUGUCAACCUAAUGAAGCAUUCAAAGAAGUCAUCUGACUCUUUUCAAGAUGAACUCGAAGAUUAUAUUAAAGUACAGAAAUCCAGAGGCUUAGAGCCAAAGACUUGUUUCAGAAAAAUGAGAGAGGACUAUUUGGAAACCUGUGAGUACAGAGAAGAGGUUGAUUCCAGACACAGGUAUAGAAUGUUUGAUCAAAGACUCCCAUCUGGAACUAUGCAGACCUACCCAAGAUCAUGCAAUAUUUCACAAAAAGUAGAAAACCGGUUGCCUCGGUGGUUACCAACUCAUGACAGCAAGCUGAGACUAGACUCUCUGGGCUACUGUCAAUUCACCAGGGACUGUUUCUCAGAAAAACCAGUGCCCCUGAACCUUAGUCAACAAGAAUAUAAUUGUGGUUCAUACAAUGUAGAAUCCGGAGUUCACAAGCACCUCUCCUUAGAACACAGUACCAGUGCCCCUCAAACCAGUCGUAAACAGAUACAUCAGAAGAGGAAAAGGCACCCAGAGGAAGGCAGAGAAAAAACAGAGGACGAACGGCCCAAGCAUAAGAAUAAAAGAAGUUCUGAGGAAAUGGAUUCAGACAAACAUAAGAGCAUCCAAAGUAAAAAAACAAAGGUGGAAACAGAAACUGUACAGGUCAGUACAGAAAAGCUUAAGGAUCGAAAGCAGAAAAAAAACCGAGGUGCAUCCUCUAAGAAAGAGGACCGUAAGCAUAGAAAAGAGAAAAAGGAACAUGGCAAAGAAAGGACAGAGGAGGAAAUGCUUUGGGACCAGUCUAUCCUUGGAUUUUGAAGUUAAAUUGAAAAAAAUAGUUGGAACCUGGUUAUAUGAUGUUCAUGUUCUUACCACUUUUCUUAUGUGAGCAGAUACUUUUAAUUUCUAACAAAGGCCAAGUGAACAUGAAGUAUUUAGUAUACUUGCUCUUCACCAUGGAAAUUACUUUUCCUCAUUUUCCAAAAGAAUUACUACGUUUUUCUUAUAUAUAAUCUAACUUCCCUUUAUGAGAGUGGCUCUUACUUAUCAAAUUGCUGUGAUGGUGAAAUUAUUUUCCCCUAGUAGAUGAUUUAUUUUAAAUUGGAGGAUUUGUAGACUGCAGAAUCUGUUUCUUUUUUGGGUUUGUUUUAAUUUUGAGUCAAGAUUUUUUUAGUUCAUUAGGUUUCUCUAUGAUGCAAUUUAGGUUUUUUUUUUCCUUUGUUCUAACUUGCAAUGUGUUUUCUAGGUUGAAAAGUGAAAUACAUUAUAAUAAUAAUAAGCUUAUAUUACAUAUAGUUUUAAAAUUUUCAAAGAGUCUUCAUACAAAAUCAGUUUAUAUUCUGA